Rhizopus microsporus ATCC 52813 is the source of this 390-nucleotide messenger RNA. Its product is annotated as LSM1 protein. Gene Ontology annotation, molecular function: RNA cap binding. Gene Ontology annotation, biological process: deadenylation-dependent decapping of nuclear-transcribed mRNA. The transcript has 4 exons. NCBI's taxonomy places the organism in Eukaryota, Fungi, Mucoromycota, Mucoromycetes, Mucorales, Rhizopodaceae. The annotation marks the transcript as partial. The record is from RefSeq and is a predicted model, not a curated record. Gene Ontology annotation, cellular component: Lsm1-7-Pat1 complex; P-body.
UUUACUACAUCAACUGGGCUUAUAGACAGUAUUGAUAAAAAGCUCAUGGUUGUAUUAAGAGAUGGACGUAAGCUAAUUGGUACAUUGAGAUCAUUUGAUCAGUUUGCCAACUUGGUCUUACAGGAUACUAUUGAACGCAUUUAUGUCGGAAACUGUUAUGGUGACAUUCCUCGAGGUAUUUUUUUGAUUAGAGGUGAAAAUGUCGUUUUACUUGGAGAGAUUGAUUUGGAUAAAGAAGAAGAAAUCAAUUUAAGGCAAGUGCCAGUUGAAGAAAUAUUGGCAGCACAAAGAGAAGAAUUAGAAGCAAAAGAAAGACUGGAAAAGAUUAAGAGUAAAAUAUUACAUAACCAAGGCUUUUGCGUGGAUACAAGUCAGAAUGAUCUAUACUAG